AUGUGGCAACAAUUUUACGAAAUCCGGUUUUACAAAAUUUGUGUCAGUUUUACGGAAUUGCUCGUCCAUUUCUCGGAACUGCGACGAUUAUCCAAAACUGCGCCCCAUUUUGCGUACCUGGAUCCCAAUUCUAUGCUACUGAUCGCAAAUCUUACGGAACUGGGCGCCCAUUCUACGGAAAUGAACGCCAAUUUUACGGAACUAUGCUUCUAUUUUUGGAAUUGUCAACGAGGUCACGGAAUUCUGCGACGAAUUUGCGGAAUUUUGCGCCCAUUUUUAGGGAAUAGUUCAACGGUUUUCCGGAAUUGGUCAACGUCGUUACCGAAUUGGCGACGAUUUUUUGUCAAUUUCGACGAUUUGGCGACACUCGGACACGCUUUGACAAAAUUAAGCGAUGAUUCUCUGGAAAUGGUCAACGAUUUUACGGAAAUAGGCGCAAACUUUACGGAACUUGGAGAAGAUAAUUCGAAAGUGCGAGCUUAUUUUACGGCAAUGUUUUACGGCAUUGUUCGACGACGUUACCGAACUUGGCGACCAUUUUUUGUCAACUUCGACGAUUUGACGGAACUCGGACACGAUUUGCUGAAAUUAAGCUACUAUUCUCUGCAAAUGGGCAACGAUUUUACGGAAAUGGCCGCCAGCUUUACACAACUAGGCGAAGAUUAUUCGAAAGCGCGUGCACAUUAUACUGCAACGUACGCACAAUUUACGGAAAUGUGCAACGAAUUAACGGAACUGCGCGUCCAUUUUAUGGAACUGGGCGACGAUUUUACGGAUCCGGGCCACAAUUUUACGAAAAUGCGCGCACGCUUUACGGAAAUGGGGGACGAUUUCACGGAACUCAGCGACGAAUUUACAGAAUUUCGCGUCCAAUUUAUACGGAAAUGGGCACUUCAAUUUUACGGAAGCGCUCAAAUAUUUUACGGAAAUGAGCGAAGAAUUUACGGAACUGGGUGA
Dicrocoelium dendriticum is the source of this 957-nucleotide messenger RNA. NCBI's taxonomy places the organism in Eukaryota, Metazoa, Platyhelminthes, Trematoda, Plagiorchiida, Dicrocoeliidae. The record is from the annotation of a GenBank genome assembly.